AUGUCUCCCAAACAGAGGAAGCCAUCCCGCCAGAAAAAGCAAACCUCCUCCGAUUCCUCCGCCGACAGCCCCAUCCACCCGACCAAUUACCGAGAAAUCCACCAGAACGAGGUCGAGGCAUUGCGCUCGAUCUAUGGCGAUGACUUUGAAGAAGUAGAGAAUAAGCGUUCGGCCUGGCAGCAAACCUCCAAUGUCACAUUCAAACUCCACCUGCGAUCCUCGUCAAAUCCAGAUGUCAUACUAAUCCUACAGGUGGAACUGCCGGCCACUUAUCCUAAAACAAUACCCAACCUGUCACCAGGGAACCUCGACGGAUUUCGCGAUGGAGCGCGUUCCAGGAUCCAGGACAUUCUUCGCACCAAGCCUAAUACCCUCCUGGGAAGCGAAAUGAUUUACGAACUGGCUGUAUCUAUACAAGAUGUGCUGGAAGAUGUUGCCCAGGCCCAGGCCCAGGACAAGGACUUGCCGAGCCUCGAAGAAGAACGCAUGGAGCAAGAAGCAGCAGCCCUCCAGCGCGCAGAUCUUGAGCAGCAGGAGGAACUCCGGAAGCAAAAGGCAGCAGCCGCGGAAGAAGAGCGCGCCUUGCAGGAAAUGCUGAAAGACAAGAUGCGACAGCGGAACAAGGCCCGGAUCUUGAGACGAAAGAGUCGGACCGGCGGCGCGGACACGAGCGAUACGGAUGAUCUGGUGGGAAAUACCCCUGGAGCCAUCUGCUUCGAUCCUCCAUUGGUGGUUAACGACACGGAUGAACAACCACUAGUUUUUCGGGCCGUGCACGGCAAGACCCUAGUACAAAGCAAACCCGGGAAGAAGACCUUCACCGUCAGGCCGGUAGUUUCGGAAAGCAGAUGCCAUGUGCCGCUGCUAAUUUUGAAGGAACUUUGUCUGACGGAGAAGGGAUCUGAAGCGUUAGUUUUUCGGGAGCAAAUGAGGACCAGCGAGGACAAGCUGGAGGCCAUCAAGCGAUUGCGACACUCUAAUUUGGUGGAAUUUCUUGGAUUCAAGAUCAAUCGCCCACUUGGCGACUUCAAUUCGUCUGAUAAUGCCUGGACCGUUUUUGCGCUCUUGGAGCAUGCGAACAAGGGGUCUCUCUCCGAGCUGCUCGAUAUAGUCGGGACCGUCGCGGUUGACAUGCUGCGCGGAUGGAUGAUUCAGUUACUGGAAGCUUUGGAAUUCUACCACCGAAGUGGAUUUGUACAUGGGAACAUUCACUGUGGUCGAGUCUUUCUGUUCAGAACUCCCUCCGGGGGAACUAUCGUUAAACUUCAAUCUAGCAUUGAAGAGGCCUUGCCUGAUUCUCCCUGCGUGAAGCCCUCUUGGACCGCAUCGAAAUCACCACUUUGGCUACCCCCAGAGCUGACGCAAGAACAUGCCUCUCCUUCUAUGAAGACAGAUGUCUGGGACCUUGGAAUCGUCCUCUUACAAAUGGGCUUUGGAAAAGAUGUUCUGCUUCGAUACACAUCUGCCAAUCAAUUGAUGGUGUCUAUGGCACUCUCGCCUCCGCUACAGGAUCUACUCCGAGAGUUCUUCCGCCCAGAUCCUAGGAAGCGUCCGACUGCGUUCCAGCUCCAACCCUCUGAAUUCUUCCGUGUUGAUGCGCCUCUUAAGAUGCGCGAGAGGGAAUCUGCCUCGAUUUCCUCGCACAGACGACCGCGGCUGGACUCCUUCGGAGCGCUGCCAAUUUUCUCCCGAUACCACCAAGACUUCGACGAAGCAGGUCAACUGGGCCGCGGUGGCUACGGACAGGUAGUCAAAGCUCGGAACAAGCUUGAUGGCCGAUUAUAUGCAGUCAAGAAGAUCUCUCAAACAUCUGCGGCAGCGUUGAAGGACACGCUAUCUGAAACUAUGCUAUUAUCUCGACUGAAUCAUCCCUAUGUGGUCCGAUACUAUACCGCUUGGCUGGAAGAGGACUUCACUCAUAUUGAAGAAGAAGCGGUAUCUUCCAUUGAAGGUUCGUACUCCAGUCAAGACCACCCUGGCUUCAGCACAGGGGGACUUGAUUUCAUUAGCUCCAGCGGGUACCCAAAGAUCGAGUUCGCUGGGUCAGAAAGCGACGAUGAAAAUGAAGGAACUUUGUCCGACCCCGCCCAUCCCGGUACACCAGAUACGCACCGAGUCAAUGGCACUGGCACCAGAACCGACACCGGAACUGGGACUAGCACCGGCAGCAUGGAAGAUGCUGAGUUCAGCCAUGCUCGAUCUGGCUCUUAUUCCAGGCCUCUUGUCUCCACACUCUACAUCCAGAUGGAGUAUUGCGAGAAGCACACGUUACGUGAUUUGAUCAGAAAUGGCUUGUGCGAUGACAUUGAGAGUUCGUGGCGUCUUUUCAGACAAGUACUCGAUGGCCUGAGUCAUAUUCACAGCCAUGGCAUCAUUCAUCGUGACUUGAAGCCGGAUAAUAUCUUCAUCGAUGUUGCCAACAACCCUCAAAUUGGUGAUUUUGGUCUUGCCACGAGCGGCCAGUUCACCACUGCAGUACGUUCAUCUGCUGCUGCUGACUUUGAAGGGGACUUUACGCGCAGUCUUGGUACAACAUAUUAUGUUGCACCCGAAAUGAAGUCAGUUGUCUCAGGGCAUUACAACGAGAAGGUCGAUAUGUUCUCGCUGGGUGUUAUCUUUUUUGAAAUGUGCCACCCUCUGCCAACCGGCAUGGAAAGAGAUCAAACCCUCCGCGAAAUCAGAGAAAAGUCUCAUACUCUUCCAGUCACUUUCCAACAAUCCGACAAAGUGCUUCAAGGCCGGAUCAUUGAGACUUUGCUGAGCCAUACCCCGAGUGAACGACCAACAGCAUCCGAGCUUCUCUCCAGCGGCAAAAUACCCUUACAGGUCGAAGAAGAGACUUUCAGACGCGCCAUCGUUCAUUUGCUCUCGGAUCCAAACUCCCCCGAUUAUAAGAAGAUUCUAUCGGCAAUUUUUUCCCAGUCGCCCAAGAAAUUCGAAGAUAUUGCCUGGGAUAUAGACUCGCAUGCAGUGCCAGCCGCCAAUGAAUUACUUGUGCAGGGUCUUGUCAAGAAGAAACUGACUUCAAUCUUCCGGAGACAUGGUGCCGUUGAGUCUACUCGGCAGAUGCUCUUCCCGCGAUCUCAGCAUUACAACAAUGGUGCGGUGCGCGUUUUGGAUGCAUCUGGCAAUCUCCUACAGCUGCCCUACGACCUCACCCUUCCAAAUGCUCGGGCAAUCCCCCGACAAGAUCGGUCACUGGAGAAGACAUUUGCAUUUGGCACAGUCUACCGAGAAUCUACGCAUGGCAGCGAGCCACGGACGCACCGGGAAGUUGACUUUGAUAUUGUGUCGCAUAACACUUUGGAUUUGGCUCUCAAGGAAGCAGAGGUCAUUAAAGUGCUCGAUGAAAUCAUUGAGGAGUUCCCACCUUUGCGGUCUACUCCUAUGUGUUUCCUUGUCAAUCAUUCAGAUCUGCUACAGCUGAUCAUGGAAUUCUGUCGCAUCACGCCUUCCCAGAUCCCCAAAGCAAAGGAGGUCCUCAGCAAGUUGAACGUUGGGAAAUAUACCAUGCAAAAAAUCAGGAGUGAGCUCCGGGCUCCGUCAAUUGGUGUUGCUUCAACCUCGUUGGAUGAUCUUGCACGAUUCGACUUCAGAGACUCAUCAAAGGAGACGCAGCGCCGACUCCAAAGCAUCAUGGAAGGAACCGAAUAUGCCGAGCGAGUCUCGCCGAUCUUCGCUCGCUUGAAUGUGCUCAUGACCUACCUGCAGAGCUUUGGUGUGAAACGAAAAGUUUACAUCAACCCAUUAAGCAGUGUCCACGACAAAUUCUACCGUGGUAGCGUUCUGUUCCAAUGUGUUUUCGACAGCAAACGACGGGAUGUGUUCGCUGCCGGUGGCAGAUAUGACCGGCUGAUUCAAGAACACUCGCCCAACGUCCUGUCAAACCGCCCCCAAGCACAUGCAGUGGGCUUUAACCUGGGCUCGGAUCGACUGCGCUCCUCAAUGAUUGACUAUCUCAAGGCUAAAGCUCCCUCAAAAGAGUCUGAAACAGGGCCAGAGCUCUACUGGGCCGCUCGUCGUUGUGACGUACUUGUCUCCAGCUUCGACGCAACUGUCCUUCGCACAACCGGAGUCAAGCUCAUCGAGGAACUCUGGUCUAACAACAUCAGUGCGGAACUUGCAGUUGAUGCCUCGUCCCUCGAGGAGCUCAUGGCCAAGUAUAAAGACUCCAAUCAUCGAUGGAUCGUGAUCGCGAAACAAGACAGCAAGGAGCGUGGCUUCAAAGUUCGCAACCUAAUGCGAAAGGAAGAAUUCGACAUCCGCACCGCGGAACUUGUAUCAUGGCUUCGAUCAGAAGUACAAGCACGCCACCACCGUGAGGGAACCGCCGAGCCUCGCCCAUCCCGCCAACCAAGCCAACAAGAAGCCCUGGCGUUCCAGGAACGCGCGAAUGACGUCCGAAUCCUCGUUCCCCAACAUCGCAGCAAGAAAACGAACAGAAGAAACAUCGUUGAGUCAGCACUUGUUUCAUCUCGCGAAGUAGCAGAGAAUGCGCGCAACGGCCCCGUUGCCGCAAUCGAUACCCGCGACGAAGUUCUCGACGCCAUUCGAAACACACGUCUCUCUGACCCGGAGAGUUGGCGCACCGUUAUCCAGAACGCCCCCUUGACGGAACGGAAAUACCUCAGUCAAGUGCAUGAGCUACUCGCCGACCUGGCAAUCGAGAACCGCGCAAGUGACAGCUCGGAAAUCCACACGAAUGCUUUUAUUUACAAUUAUAGAACGGGAUCCUGUGUCUACUAUGACCUUGGUCCCUAG
Molecule: messenger RNA, 4761 nt
Organism: Penicillium olsonii
Lineage: Eukaryota; Fungi; Ascomycota; Eurotiomycetes; Eurotiales; Aspergillaceae
Source: the annotation of a GenBank genome assembly